Molecule: messenger RNA, 456 nt
Organism: Parascedosporium putredinis
Lineage: Eukaryota; Fungi; Ascomycota; Sordariomycetes; Microascales; Microascaceae
Source: the annotation of a GenBank genome assembly
AUGGCGCUGCCCAAGAGAAUUAUCAAGGAGACCGAACGUCUCCAGAAGGAGCCCGUCCCUGGAAUCAGCGCUGUCCCCCACGAGGACAAUCUCCGAUACUUUGAUGUCGAAAUCCAUGGCCCCGCGCAGUCGCCGUACGAAGGAGGAGUAUUCAAGCUCGAACUUUUCCUUCCAGAUGAUUACCCCAUGACGCCGCCUAAGAUCAGGUUCCUCACUAAGAUUUUCCACCCGAAUGUCGAUAAGCUGGGCAGGAUCUGCCUCGACGUCCUCAAGAACAACUGGUCGCCGGCGCUUCAGAUUCGAACGAUCCUUCUAUCGAUUCAAGCCCUUCUUGGAGCUCCUAACCCCGAUGAUCCUCUCGCUGCCGACGUUGCAAAGAGCUGGAAGGAAGACGAACAAGCUGCUAUCCAGACAGCGAAGGAAUGGACCAAGAAAUAUGCCGACCCACAGAACUGA